ACCUUUACACCAACCUGUAUUUUUCCAUUCGCCACCAAAGUAAAAUUAACGAUUGUAAAGAGAGAUUCUUUUUGAAAACAUAAUCAAUUGCAAAAUGGCGACCGCAGCAUCACACGAAGCAGGCAUUAAGCCAUUUUUCAAACAGAAGAUACAGGAUUUUGAGAUUCAAGUCAACGACAAGACACAAAAUCUGAGAAGACUGGAGGCACAAAGAAAUGCAUUGAACGCCAAAGUCAGGGCAUUAAAAGACGAGUUGAAGCUUUUACAAGAGCCGGGAUCCUAUGUGGGGGAGGUUGUGAAGGUUAUGGGAAAGAAGAAAGUUUUAGUGAAAGUUCACCCAGAGGGAAAGUAUGUCGUGAAUGUGGCGAAUGACAUCGACAUCAAGAAGAUCACCCCAAGUUUGCGGGUCUGUCUUAGAAGUGACACCUAUGAAUUGCACCAAAUUUUGCCUAACAAAGUGGACCCAUUGGUCUCCCUCAUGAUGGUUGAAAAAGUUCCUGACUCCACCUACGACAUGGUUGGUGGUCUUGACAAGCAGAUCAAAGAAAUCAAGGAGGUGAUUGAGCUUCCGGUGAAGCACCCUGAACUAUUUGAGAGUUUGGGUAUUGCUCAGCCAAAGGGUGUGAUCUUGUAUGGACCACCCGGAACAGGAAAAACAUUGUUGGCAAGGGCGGUGGCCCACCACACAGACUGUAAAUUCAUUAGAGUCUCAGGAUCGGAGCUGGUUCAGAAGUACAUUGGUGAGGGAUCAAGAAUGGUUAGAGAAUUGUUUGUGAUGGCCAGGGAACACGCCCCUUCCAUUAUUUUUAUGGACGAGAUCGACUCUAUUGGAUCCUCCAGAGUGGAGAGUUCUUCGGGUGGAGGCGACUCUGAAGUGCAGAGAACCAUGCUGGAGUUGUUAAAUCAGCUGGACGGUUUUGAAUCGUCGAAAGACAUCAAAAUCAUCAUGGCUACCAACAGGUUGGACAUUCUAGACCCUGCUCUUCUAAGACCGGGAAGAAUUGACAGAAAGAUUGAAUUCCCACCACCAACACUGAACGCUAGAACUGAUAUUCUUAAGAUUCACUCGAGGUCGAUGAACCUGACGAGAGGAAUAGAUCUUAUGAAAAUCGCAGAGAAGAUGAACGGCUGCUCUGGUGCUGAGAUCAAGGGAGUUUGCACAGAGGCCGGAAUGUACGCACUAAGGGAAAGAAGAAUACAUGUUACACAGGAAGAUUUUGAACUUGCCGUUGCAAAAGUCAUGAACAAGAAUGAGGAAGGUGCAGUUUCUAUUACCAAGCUAUUCAAGUAAGUUUACGCCUCGUCGAUUCUCACUGCAUUAUUACUCAGCCAGGAUCUGACGUCGUCAAGAUUGACAUUUGCUUGGACCGCUUUGCAGAUCCAAGCUCUAUCAUAUUCGUGUUCAUCCAAGAGCAGCGAGACCAUCAACAUUUUUUUGGUAGUUGCUAGGUCCACGCAGAAAUAAAAUACAGGCGAGCUCAUUAGCUGUGUUUUAAUAUGGUUUAGAAUUUCGCCGAAGUUCUUGAAGGACACCAUCCCGCUAGAUUUGCACUCCUUGUUUUUGCACCACGUGUUUCCGCAGCCAGAGUUCAGUUGCAGGAUGUACCGUCGUUCGACACGGCUGCGCAAUUUUUGGCCAGUUGGAUCAUUGACAGGUGAAUAUAGUGGCCCAAAACAAAAAUCACAUAAUUUCAGUUCGUUUGAAGUAGCUGCUUCUCGAAUGCAAUUGACAUUCGAGCAGAUCACGGGUUUAGGCUUUGACACUCUGUUGAGCUCGUGAAGCUUCAUAUGCGACUCCAAGUCUCUAAGUCUGACAUUUCGCUUGCAUCUUGGACAUUCUGUAGUUUUUGAUCCACAUUCGAGCUCGUGCUGUGACAUACCAGAAAGGAGAGCAUCCGUAGAGGCCUCCAUCUUGGGCACCAUCAAAUGACAAAAUCUACACUCAUGCAACGUAUAAGGACAGCUUGUAGCAACAUGCACACAAUGGUCCACCAAUCUGGUUGAGACCACCUGUGAACAUCGCGAGCAUUCCAGUGUUACAGGCUCGUGAUAGUAUUUUCGGUGUCUGUUGAAAGAUGCUUCGUCGUCUCCGUACGCUUCGCAACAGUGCCAAUGAUUUUCAGGCACAGUUCUAAGGAACACCUUGCCACAGCCGUGCGGACACUUGACAUUGUUGCGCAGACAAAAAUUCUCGUGCAUGAUUUUAGAGGUAGCAGCUACCGUGGCUCCACAGUUGCUGCACACAUUAUCUGAGGACACGGGAUUGACUGUUUCAGACGAGUAUGCCGACAGUUGAACCAGCGUGGGCCCAAAGGGCAGCAGGUACAGCGUUUUUUCAAAGUAAGGAAACGUAUUCUGGAGCAUCAGCUUGUUGUCACCGUUCAACGUAUGCCAUAUAAAAGAAUGGUCGCUUACAUUGGGUAAGUUGGAAACGACAUAGUCUGUAUCAGCAGUGAUGAGCACACGCUCGUGGUCUUCUAGCUCAAGCUUGAGCAACUUAUCGGUCUGCGCACUUUGGUUGACGCGAAUAGCGUCGA
Molecule: messenger RNA, 2537 nt
Organism: Ogataea polymorpha
Lineage: Eukaryota; Fungi; Ascomycota; Pichiomycetes; Pichiales; Pichiaceae
Exons: 1
Coding region: 95-1291 (398 amino acids)
Biological process (GO): proteasome-mediated ubiquitin-dependent protein catabolic process
Cellular component (GO): proteasome regulatory particle, base subcomplex
Molecular function (GO): ATP binding; proteasome-activating activity; ATP hydrolysis activity
Source: RefSeq, a predicted model, not a curated record